UCAUCGAGAUUCGAGACAGUGAUCAUUCCGUUUCGAUGGGUCUUUUGAGAAAUUGACUGUUAUUAUCUUCAACUAAAGAAUGGAAAAUGAUGAGACCACAUCAUGUCUGCUUUGUGGAGAGCCCUUUUCAUCCAGCAACGCUUUAUCCCAGCACUGGAAGGACUCAUCAUGUAAGAUGUCCUCCAUUCCUGCUCAUUCUACCCAGACAACAUCAGCUAUUGUAUCUACAACGGCUCAAAUGGCGACAGUCGUCAGGGUUCCAUCUGCAUCAGUCCAGACGCACCUAGAUGCUGCAUCGGAAUCACACAUCCCUGAAGACACUGGAUCUACUAACCUUGAGAGGAAAGGCAGAGGAGAUGAUGGAGAGGAGUCUGCAACUUCUGCAGAUGGACCUACGGAAGUUGUUGAAGCUGAACCAUUGAAAGACUCAUCAUCAGUAGCAGUGUCUUCAUCAGUCGUACCUGUAUCUAUUCUCCUUGCCCAUCAGGUUGGGGUGGUCACAGACUCUGCAAAAGACGACAACGAAGGAUCGCUGAGCGCUGGACAUUUUUCUCAUAUUCCAGAAGAGGAGGCACACAUUGAAGGUGUCAUUCAUCAAGAUUCUGAGCUCUCCCAGAUUCCUGAAACAGUUCACCUUCAGCCAGAUACACUCCUUGGACAAGUUGCAAUGGAGAUUCAUAUUCCCAUGCACACGCAGCUAAUUGUAAGUGACUACAUAGAGGAGAACGGCCAGACUGAGAGCAGUAGUGAAAUCUACUUCAUCGAAGGUAAAGUUGAAGGCCUUGAUACAGAAGAUAGACAAUCAGCAAUUGAACUUAAUGUUCCGAAAGAAGCCUGGGAAUUUGAAGAGAAGUGUGAGAAAGAUGAUCUCUCUGUGCAAACUGAGGUCAAACUCUGCAGAACUUCAAAAGUUCAGAAAUACUGUUGCGAGAAAUGUGGGAAGACAUAUUCCAAGUCUUCCAAUUUCUACCGUCACCAGAAUGUCCACUUUGGGAUCAAGUUCCCCUGUGAUUUAUGUGGUAAGGUGUACAGCUACAGGGAAACACUGAAAGCUCACAAAGAAUGUUGUCAUCGGGAACCUGUAUUCUGUGGCGUCCACAAGUGUAAGUACUGUCCCAGGCAGUAUUCAUCAGCUAUCCGUCUCGGUGUCCAUCUUAGGAGUCACACGUACGAUAAGCCAUUCCCUUGCAGUCAAUGUUCUAAAACAUUCUCCUCCAAUGUAGGCCUGAGAAGACAUCAGAUCGUCCACACAUCAGUCAAGGAUUUUCAAUGUAAGACCUGCAGUAAACGGUUCUUGCGGAAACGGGCCCUAGAAAAACACAAAAUUAUCCACUUAUCGGACAGGACUUACACAUGUUCUCUAUGCUCGAAGGUAUAUUCAGAUCAGUAUUCACGUUGGUCCCACAAAUGUAACCACUAUCCUGAUCGUCCAUAUGGCUGCCAGUUUUGCCUGAAGCGUUUCAAAUCACCGUCUGCCCUUCAGGUACACGAGCGGAUUCACACCAGAGCAAAGAUUCAUGCUUGUACAAAGUGUAGCUAUACAUGUGGAACAUCACUUGAGUUAAAGAUGCAUUUGAGAAGUCACUGGCAGGUCGAUGUCAAAGACACUCAAACCCUUGAAAGGAACCAAUGCAAGGAAUGUGGCGCAAAGUUCACACAAAGGUCGACCCUGCGUGCUCACGAGCGGACGCACUCCGGAGAGAUGCCAUUUGUCUGUCCAAGCUGCCAAAAGCCAUUCACCUACUACUCAAGUUGGAAGAGACAUCUGCAGAUACACAAAGGAGAAAAGGCCCACCGGUGUAAGAAAUGCGGGAAAGGGUUCACAAAGGGCCUGUAUCUUAAACGUCAUAGAAACGGUUGUUGCCAUGGACACAGUAUCUCUGGGAAAUCUGGGAAGGUGAGAAAGAAGAAGAGGACUUCCAAAGUUGUUGAAUCUAACCAGGUAAGAAAUGUUAGAUUGGAAAGCAGUAAUACACCGAUCCAGUCGAAACGGAGUGAAGCAGGUGAAAGUGAUACCAGUAAACAUGACAAGGAAAAUUUUGCUUUACAUAUAGGAGGAGAUCAAAAUGAACUUACGAUAGAUUCAAAUCCUCUUACUGUUGACUUGAAACCCUUCACGUGCGAGGUCUGCGGGAAAAUGUAUAAAUCAAAGUCGAAUCUUCAUCGCCACCUCAAGACCCACCAGGACAAGAAACCUUUCAGUUGUGACCACUGUGAGAAGUCCUACAGCCGAAGACCAAUCCUCAAGGAGCAUCUCCUGAUGGUGCAUGGUGAAGGACCAACCAAACCUCUGUUCCAGUGCACUGAUUGCGCACAGUCCUACCCAACCCUGAGGCGUCUGGAGAUCCAUCGGAGGAAGCACACCGGGGAACGUCCGUACAAGUGUAAGUACUGUGUGAAGAUGUUCAAGGAACCAAGCAGCAUGAAGCGCCACGAGAUCAUCCACCUCGGAUUGAAACCAUACAAGUGUAUCAUCUGUCAGCGCGGCUUCAGCGACAAGGGAAACCUCCAGAAGCACGAGCUCACGCAUGGGAUUAAAGGAGAGGAAAGCAGGAGGAAUGUGGAAACUUGGAAGCCUUUCUCCUGCGAGGUUUGUGGGAAGAGCUUUAAACAGCUGGGGUACCUGCGCUACCAUAUGAAGAUGCAUGAAUCAAAACUAUCCUUCUCUUGUGAGUUAUGUGAUCGUAAGUUCAGCGGAGCAGCCAAUCUGAAAGCACACUUAAAAACCCACAGCAAGAAACCCCAUGGAUGUGACAAGUGCCGUAUGUCGUUUAGAAAAGAAUCCAAACUGCUAGGACACCAGGACAAGUAUCACAAUGUCAAAAAGUGUUUUGUGUGCAGCAAGUGUGGUAAGGUGCUCUCCACCAAGGCCAGUCUUCAACGACAUGAAAACAACCACCUGGGACUGAAGCCGUUCAAGUGCCCUUCAUGUCCAAGUACUUUCAGUGAGAAGAUUAUCUUAAAGAGGCACCUAAAGACGCACAAAGAUGAUGGAAGUGUCCUGUUUUGCAAAGAAUGUGAUGCUAUUUUUACCUCGAAAGAUUCUCUCGAUGAGCAUGUCGAUAGCAAGUCCUGUUUGAAGACUCAAAAAUGUGAGAAAUGCGAGAAAAUGUUUACGUCACUGAUGGGUUUAUCUCAACAUCAGAGAUCUCAUAACUCAGUCAAUAGGAAUAGCAGUUCAGGUGCUUCUCUCAAGUCAAAGGUUUAUGUAUGUGAUAUAUGUGGCAACCAUUUCCCAAAGAAGAAAAUGUUAUCAGCCCAUAAAAAAGCACACAAACGUAAUAAGAAAGGAGAUGAGAAAAUAAGCAAGGAUGCAACAAGGUAAAUCAUACAUAUCUUCAAUGUUUUGGACAUGAAAUAAACUUCUGAACAAAUUGCUAUAAAAA
Messenger RNA from Strongylocentrotus purpuratus (purple sea urchin), 3386 nucleotides. Its product is annotated as zinc finger protein 420. NCBI's taxonomy places the organism in Eukaryota, Metazoa, Echinodermata, Echinoidea, Camarodonta, Strongylocentrotidae. Gene Ontology annotation, biological process: regulation of transcription by RNA polymerase II. The transcript is spliced from 2 exons. Gene Ontology annotation, molecular function: RNA polymerase II cis-regulatory region sequence-specific DNA binding; DNA-binding transcription factor activity, RNA polymerase II-specific. The coding region runs from base 80 to 3325 and encodes 1081 amino acids. The record is from RefSeq and is a predicted model, not a curated record.